CUUCUUCUGGCUACUACUCCUUCCUCUACCAAGCAAAGAGAGAUGGCUGCUGUCCAGGCUAUGUUUGUUGUUCUCGUGGGCGUCUUGGCGUGUUCGCUGGCCCACCCGCAGUACCCUCCUCCCCACCAUGCACCGGCCUACAAGCACCCCGCACGCCCAUACAGCUACUCCUACGCCGUCGUCGAUGACUACAAGGGCCUCAACUUCGGCGCCGACGAGUCCUCAGAUGGGAAUUCCGUGAAGGGCUCAUACCAGGUGGCCCUCCCCGACGGCAGGACACAGAAUGUAGCCUACACCGCCGACCACUACGCCGGCUACGUCGCUGACGUCUCCUACAAGGGCCAUGCCAGCUACCCCCCACCUGCUCCCUACCAUCCCCCCGCCCCUUACAGGCCUGCCCCUUACCAUCCCACCCCUGCCCCUUAUGGACCCGUCCACGGAUAAAUAGCCAGCCAGUCUCAAUGAGGAUCUAUUUUGGGAAAUGACUUGUUUUUAAACUUGUUUUAUUUUGACUGUUUGCUUUUUUAUUAUGUUUUGCCUCUCAAGAUUUGUAGAAUAGUUUGCACCGACUUCUGGUCUCAAGCUUCCCGGUUUGCUUUCUUGGCUCGAUAUCUCAGCUCUUGCCUUCACAAAAACUAUGAUGUUCCAUAUUUCUUCAUUCCAUUUCUUUUUCAAAAUAACCUCUACACUGCGAGCCUUGAUGCACCCAGUGGAACGCGCCGAGAAACUUGUGAUCAGGAAGUCAAGUGUGGGGUCUCAAGGCGGCGCCCUCAUUACCUAGUCAAUUUUGCGCACACGGCGUGCCGCUCAAUAUUUCUCGUUGUGCAACACACGCCCACAUCGCGCCCACCCUUGCGUCACGUGGUCCCCGAACUGGUGUCGUGGACCACGCCCACUCUCGCCACUCCCGCACGGUCGCACGCUCCUCAUGUUUCAUGACCCUCAUCCACGGAGCAUGUUCGUACAAUGCUCCUGUGAGCCAAUUUUCACCUUCGUUUCAUCUCAGAUCCAAAUACAAAUAUUUGAUUCAACUGAUAUUUCCACACUAAUAAAGAGUCAUAUAAAG
This is a messenger RNA of Penaeus chinensis, 1066 nucleotides long. Its product is annotated as cuticle protein 19-like. Gene Ontology annotation, cellular component: extracellular matrix. The transcript is spliced from 3 exons. Bases 43 to 444 code for a protein of 133 amino acids. NCBI's taxonomy places the organism in Eukaryota, Metazoa, Arthropoda, Malacostraca, Decapoda, Penaeidae. The record is from RefSeq and is a predicted model, not a curated record.